Nicrophorus vespilloides is the source of this 2561-nucleotide messenger RNA. It is a transcript of the gene pink, whose product is annotated as Hermansky-Pudlak syndrome 5 protein homolog. Gene Ontology annotation, biological process: developmental pigmentation. Bases 34 to 2517 code for a protein of 827 amino acids. The transcript is spliced from 5 exons. Gene Ontology annotation, cellular component: cytoplasm. Gene Ontology annotation, molecular function: protein binding. Lineage: Eukaryota; Metazoa; Arthropoda; Insecta; Coleoptera; Silphidae. The record is from RefSeq and is a predicted model, not a curated record.
UUUGUUUUUUUUUGUGUUUUGUAUAUAGUGAAAAUGUCGGGAGCAUAUUUUUUGAUCGAUUUUAUGAACAAUGAUAUUAACAAUAUCAUAAAACAGCCACUAAAGCAUACGCAACGCAUUAAGUAUACUUGUUUCAAUGUAUCCAAAAAUUACUUAAUUUUUGGUUCAUUAAGUGGUGGACUAUAUGUGUUUACAAGAAAUCCAUGUGAAUUCCUCAAGCUAGUUCCAACGAAGGAAGGAGCAAUAUCUAAUAUUGCUAUUGCCCCAAAUGAGAAGGCUAUUGCUGCAGGCACCGAAAAGGGUUCAGUAAUUCUAAUUGAACAUUGUUUUACUGAUUGCAAUUACAAACAUCAAGUAUAUAAUGAGCAUAAAGGAUACAUUAUAACAGCCCUAAUUUGGAAUUUCAAUGAUCUUUAUUGUGGGGACAGCAGUGGAAAAGUAUCAGCUAUUUCAAAUAUAGGAAGUUUGACAAAAACCAUAUUCCAUAAUCCAAUUACUAUAUUGAUGAACUUGGAUAGUAGAAUUGUACAGUUAGAUGUAUACUACAAAUACUUGUUAGCGUCAACUGAAACUAAAACAUACCUUUGUGACACGGAUUUUGAGCAAUACCGACAGAUUGGAAAAAAAGUUAGGAAAGGCGAGUUCGGAGCAUGCUUUUACGCCGUGAGUCCAUCGCAAAAAGUAGCUUUAAAAAGUAAGGACAGAAGUAUUUUCAAAAUAUUAAAGGACGAUGAGAUAUUCGCGACUGAAGAAAAUUUGGAAGGCGUUAAGAUAUAUUGCACGAGACCCGGUUUGAGAAUAUGGGAAGCAGAUUUUAAUGCUUCCGUUAUCUGUACUCAUCAAUUUAAGACGAGUCUGCACGAGGUUAAAUCGGAGCUGGUCUCUAUAGAUCGUAGUAAAGCCGACGCGAAUUUGAAACUGACCGUGAGCGGUGACGUUCAUGGCAUCGUCAAUUUCUCGAAAAUCAUCGUCACCGACAAUUUCUUCAUUACCUUCGGACCUAAUUUACUAAUGAUCUUUGAUAGUGAGAUGAAAUUGAUAUUUAAAUGUAAAUCAAUUAUAAAGGAUGUUAAAGUUGUGAAAAAUUAUAUAUAUUUGUGGAAUUCCAAAGAUAUUAAAAUGAUGGCCUUGAUGGAUUUAGAAAUGCUGCUCGCCGAAGCAUUGAAUAAUAAGCAAUUUUAUAUGUGCGCUCAAAUAUCUUUGAAGUACAAAGAUGAGUUGAAGAAUAUAAAAAUGAAUCUCUCAAGUAUACUUAAGGACAAGUUGCAGGGUAACAAAAUUUUAUCGCAGUUAGAACCGCAUUUGGAAAAGUUGCAAAAACAAGCUAGUGUUUCAAAUGGAAUUGUUACUGUUGAUAAUGGUUACGUUCGUGAAGGCUGUUCUUCGCAUAAAGAAAACCAUUCGGAACCGGAUGAAAUUUCUGAAAAAGCAAAGGAUGAGCCUUUACAUGUCGAAGAUCAAACAGAGAAAUCGGAAGAUACUAACUACGUAACAAAUAUAAUUUUUAGGCAAUAUCAAGUGAAUAAGAUGAAUGAAAAAUUAAAGUUACCUCAAUUUAAAGAACUAUUAAUUGCCAGAUCUUUAGAUGUUAUAUUAGCUCAAUUCAAACAGUUUGAAGAGUAUAUAAGUAAAUUAGAACCAGAUGACAAUAAUGUUUCAGAGUGGUGUUAUAAUCAAUUUGUUGAUCAUUUAAAAGAUGAAAAUUUAUUGAAAGGCCUAGAUAAAGAUUCGCUAGAGUUCAACUAUAUUUUAGAAAUGUUUAUAAAGUAUAAUGGAAAUAGUUCCCUAUUAUGCAGCUGCGGGUUUCCCUUGCCUAAUGCAAAAAAUAAUCAACCAAAGUUUUAUGAUGUUGGCUGUGAAUUGAUCCAGAAGAAAUCUGAUAUUUAUAAAUCCGUUCCCUACAUGUAUAAGAACCAUAUAGAGUCUACUUUUACGAAAAACAUAAAUUUGCCUUUACUUGUUCAAUUCUCCGAUAUCGACCUCUUCUGUAGAUAUUCUAAAAAGUUUACGUACGAUUUGUGGGACGAAUCUGUGAGGAAGUUAAUUAAGUAUAAACAAAAAAAAUGUUUAAAUUGUGAUAAAGCUAUAGAGUUUGAUUCCACCGCAACAAUAUCUUGGAAACAAUUCGCUCUAAGUAUGAUUAAAUCAAUAGGCGGUGUUAACACAGUCGAGUUAUUAAAGAAGUAUUCCAAAUAUAUAGAUAACAGUGAAUUGGGUGUACAGUUUUAUCAGUUGUGUAUAUUUAGCGAAAUUACUGGAGAACACGAGAAGAGCACAACUUUCGUUGAAACCAUAAACGGAAAACAGGAUCAGUUCGAAUUGAGCUUAAAAAAGUUUUUAAGCAAUAAGCAUGCAGGAGAUUUAAAAGGUAAAGAUGUUAUUAAACCCAAUCAAAAGUGUUCAAAAUGUGAUCUUGUUAUAAAUUCUGCGAUAUUAGAACAUUGCACAUUGGUUUGUGGACACCAAUAUCACAACAUAUGUUUAAUCGGCGACGUUUGUUCUAUUUGUGAUAUCUAAAUAAAUAUAUUUAUUCAAGAAAUUACUUUGCAGUUUACUGUAUA